This is a messenger RNA of Varanus komodoensis (Komodo dragon), 5423 nucleotides long. It is a transcript of the gene CD47, whose product is annotated as CD47 molecule. Gene Ontology annotation, cellular component: plasma membrane; extracellular exosome. NCBI's taxonomy places the organism in Eukaryota, Metazoa, Chordata, Lepidosauria, Squamata, Varanidae. Gene Ontology annotation, biological process: positive regulation of inflammatory response; positive regulation of phagocytosis; positive regulation of cell-cell adhesion. The transcript has 11 exons. The record is from RefSeq and is a predicted model, not a curated record. Gene Ontology annotation, molecular function: thrombospondin receptor activity. The coding region runs from base 166 to 1110 and encodes 314 amino acids.
GCCCCGCUUGCUGCGGCUGGAAGAAGCGGCAGAAGCUGUCAGGCUGCGGGUUGGGCGGCUCCGGGUCCCCGCUCCGGCUCGCCUUCGCCCCCGCCGCCCCGUCCUUCGGCGUGCGAGGAGGAGAAAUCGGCGCAGCGGAGAGCGGCCCCCAGCCCGAGGCGAGACAUGUGGGCGCUGCGCGUGUGCUGGGUGCUGCUGGGCACCGUGGGCGCCGGUUCUGCCCAGUUGAUGUUCCAGAAUGUUACUUCUGUAAAAAUGGACUCUUGCAAUCAAACUGUUCUCAUACCUUGUAAGAUAAUUAAUCUAAAGCUGAAUGAUACUAAACAGAUGUUUUUGAAGUGGAAGGUACAAGGGAACUUUUUUUUUUCUUAUGAUGGUUCUGAAGAAACUUUUUUCAGAAACAGUAGUUUUCAGUCUGCAAAUGUGAGCCUGCCAGAGCUUCGUUAUGGCAAUGCUUCUGUUUCACUAUCAAAAUUGGAAGCAGUUCCAGGAAACUACACUUGUGAAGUAGCGGAAUCUAAUAGAGAAGGAAAAAUUAUAGUUGAACUUGUAUACAACUCAGAAUGGACUCUGCAGCACAGUCUCAUCAUUGCCAGCAUGAUAGUGGCUGCUUUUCUAUACUGGGCCCAGUUAGGUGCUGUUGCGAUUAAGUUUGAUGUGACAUUUAGUAAGAAGAUUGGAUUGAGUAUUCCAGGAAUAAUAGUCACAGGUUUUGCUGUGAUUGGUAGCAUACUUUUUGCUUCAGAUGCAUAUGGAGCAUCAAUUCUAGUUGGUCUUGGCUUGAUUGUAAUUCCUGCCAUCAUUUUAGUGCCCCUUCUCUACUUUCUGUUUACAUCAGUUUUUGAGAAACAACCACUCUUUGCAAUUAUUCUGGUAGCUCUGAAAGCACUUGGAUAUUUAAUUGCUUUGGUUGGAUUUGCCUUGUCUGACUCAGCAUGCCUUCCAAAACAGGGUUCUGUCGUCAUUGCAGGCUUAGUGAUUAUUGAUAUUGUAGCAGCAAUUGGCUUAAUUUAUAUUUUAGUUAUUGGUUGCAACUUGAAAGAUCAUCAGCCUCCAAGGAAAGCUGUCGAAGAAUCACUUAAUGAUGCAAAAGGAGUUAUGUUAGAAUGAUGUUUCCGAAAUGAGAUAGCUGAACCUGAUAUGGACAUGGAAACAAGUGAAGAGAGACUUUUGUUGAUACACCGUGGCCUUGAUGAUGCACUACUCAAAGAAAAAUAAAAUCAGGAAAUUACUUGUCUUGCAUGCAUGGAAAAGUGCUGUAAUGACUUUACAUGAUGUACCUUUAUAGUCACAGCAGUAGUAGAUUUCAAGAGAAGUGAGUGUAUGCACGUGAGGUUUUUCUCUUUGGGGGUGGAUGAAUGCAAGGAUUCAAAGGACUCUUUUUACCCACUGUAAUGUGUCUCUUUAGUGCUGCACUUCUCAGAACAAUGUUGAACUGCCGCUUUGCAUAAAGACCAAACUUUAUGAGGACCACUUUCAGACAUCACAGUGCUGGCACACUGCCUGCCCUCCACACUGGCCGGUCUUUGGCUACAAUACAGAGCUACUUCCAGAGAGUUCAUCAUAUGUCGCACAGCAGUGGUGCUGAAGGUGGGAAGAGCGGCAUUGCUUAUGGGUCAUCUGUUUCCAUUUUUACCCCAGUUAACUGUGUGGGACCAAUUUGCUUGUUUGCUCACUUACAUUAGGGAAAUAUUUCUUUCCAGGUAGCCUGAAUAUUGGCCAAUAUCAGCCCAGUGUGCAGAACAGGUUAAGCCAAGCCAGCACUGGUAUGUUUGAAAGUUAUCUCAAGGUCACAGAACAGACUUCUGUGGAACCACUUAAAUCUUUGUACUGCAUGAUAAAUGAUACUAUUUUCUUUCUUGGUUUAACUCACUCUUCUCUAAACCAACUCCAAACCCAACCGACCUUUUGACAUUUUCUACGACAAAAUACAGAAACAACAAUAGAGUAAGGGAACGCUUUGUAUAAGUUUUAUUCAUGCUAUAUGGUGUGAAUAUGUGUGGAUGUGGUACAGGGUGAACAAAUAUUGUUCCUGGAAUGACAUUUUUUAAAUAGAUACAGUAAUUAGCCUUUUUUCUAAAGAAGAGUGUGAUUCCCAACUCUUUCAGAUGAUCACAAAAGCCCAUCCACCCAUUUGCUGUUAAUAUUUCUGCUGUAUAUACUGUAAUUCUUUGUGAGCUUUGGUGAUCAGUACUGUAGUCCAAGUAACUUUCUCUUUUCCUGUUAUUUAAUUAAAAUCCUCUUUAAAAACAAGGGCCAAGUUCAGCUUUAGUGGCACAAAUCCCAAUUUCUACACUGCUGAAUGUAGUCCUUUAAAUGUUCAUAAAGCUGAGAAUCAGCUCAUAAUGGUUCUGCUGAUUAAAUCAUGUUUCUUUUCCAUCUCCUGCACCCUGUAGUUACCAGAACCAGAAACAAGCUGAUAUUUUCUAAAUAAUAGGUUGCUAGCAUUACAGAUUAGGUCACAAAUUCUUCAACUGAAAUGCUCAAUUCAAGAUCUUUCUUUUCAGUGCAGUAUUUAUACAAGAGGCUCCAAGGAACUGAAUACCUGUGGCUGUCUGGUUCUUUGUGGCUUCUAUGACUCACACAUAUGGGUUUAUGUACCUGUGCAAAAUAGCAUUUGCAACGUUCAAAGUUAAACAGAUUUUUUUUGGCAGGAGCUCCUCUGCACACACUCCAAGGUCUGCAUCCCCCUGCCUCUCAGUUCCCUCUUUUCUACCGCAGUGAUGAGCAGCAUUUUGGAAUGUUAUUCUUCAUGGUAUAAAGCAUACCCUUUCUCUAUAUUAUCUUCUCGCUAGAAGCAAAAAAGUAGUAGUAGUAGUAGUGAUGGUGGUGGUGUUGGAGGAGGAGGAGGAGAGUUCUUGCCUCUCUCUCCUGGCUUUACCUCAUCAAACAGACAAAAUGGUGCUCAAAACCCUUUUCCACAAGUGGAUGGCAUGUGGCAGUAAACUUCCUCCUACAGACAGCCAUUCUCUUUGCCUUUUCUGUUUGGGAGAAUCUCAUGUUGUUGACUCCUGGUACCAUUGCCAGGCUUUCACUAAGCAGGCAAGGAAACAUUACGCAGACUGUCUAAAGGUUGAAUUAUGGAGUGGCCUCUCCACCUUGUCAAUUCAAAGCAUGUAUCGAGUUUGAGAGAAGGAUGCCAAAUUUCUCUUUUAACAUCAACCUACUUCUAUUAUUGUUGAGUCUUCUCAGAGCCACUCCAGGCCACUUCUACUCUUCUGUUGUUCUUUCCAUAAAGAUUGCGAAUUGCCAAGCAACCAUGGCUAGAUAUCCGCUCAUUUAUGGGAUAGAAUAGCAUCCCUUUGCUCUUCUCUCCCCAAAAGUGCCCAGGAUUUGACUAACAAAAUUUAAAACUAGGCCACCCACCUGACCAGGUAGGAAAUCCAUACUGUACAACAUGAAGUGGAAUGCGGAGCUUGAAAUAUGGCAGGAGCAAUAGGUCUUCUCCACUUCACUUGGACUCAAUCCUCUGGCCUCUCUGAUGAAGCAAAAACAAGGAUUGAGGAUAUGCUAUUGAAGGGACAGGUCUUUCAUGAGGCCACUGAUGAUCGCAUGGACUCGGUCCAGAAGACGAGAAGUACUGCCAACCCAUGUGUCUCCAUCAGACAUCACCUUCAAGACCAUACACUUCUUGUAAGUGGCACAGUCCUUACCCAUACCAGUCAAGGCCUACUGCCACUGCCACUAAUCAACACCUUACCUACCAUGCAAACCAGGCACCAGGACCCCUUGACCUGGAUCCACCAGGUUUCGCAGGUGUCAGGACAUAUCUAGGAGGCACAUAUGACUCCUUCGAAAGCCUGUGCAUGGCUCUUUAUACUUUAACCAUUGCCUUCAGCCCUUUGUGCAUUCUUGGGCUGCCAUCACCUUGGAGCUGUGAGUUCUCUCUAUAAUCGCCCAUGAUUACAGUAUUGAGUUUCAAAUUCUCCCUUGCAUCAUGGUACCAAAAGGGACAACCCCUUCCAUACCCCUUCUCAAGGAAAUCUCCUCAUUUUAGAAGGGAGCCCAUAGCACACACGCCAUCCAAUGCACCUGGUUUUUAUCCCAGGUAUUUUACAGUUCCUAAACAGGAUGGAAGCCUUUGUCCAAUUCUCGAUCUAAGUUCCCUCAACCAAUACAUUAAACCCAAACAUUUUAGAAUGGUCUCUCUGCAAACCAUUAUCCCGCUACUUUCUGAAGGCACUUGGUUCACAUCUGUAGACCUUAAGGAUACUUAUUUUCAUAUUCAAUUGAGGAGUCCCUCAGGCAUUUCCUCCAUCAGACAAUCUCAAAGUCUUUAUUGCUUCUGCUGGCCUACACCAGGGAACCCCUAUCUCCCCACUAACAUUUUCUAAUUGGAUAGUCCCCACUAUAUCCUGAUGUUCAAUCUAGAGAGGACUGCACUUUUGGCAGAGCUAUUUUCUCUUCUCUUCACUGAGCAACACCCUCCUCCUCAAGGUAAGCUUGCCAGUUGCCCACAUGUGCGGUGCAGAGAUCACAAAGAAUAAAGGCAGAUUUCCUUACCUGUCACUGUCAUUCUUUGAGUGCUCAUCUGUGCAUUCACACAUACCCGCCCGCCAUCCCCGCUUGUGUCUCAUGCUUAUUUUUGACACAGGGUGACACGUCUAUGAUUCAGACAUUAUUUCCAUGGUGGUCUCACAACUGAGGUCUCAGUGGGAGCCCCACCUUCACACUAGGUGUGUCUAUGGGCCAGCCUCCCAUCAGCUUUGAAAUCUCCCUGAAACAGCUCCAUGAAUGAGUGCAGAGCCCACAUGAGUGAAUGCACAGAUGACCACUUGAAAAACAACACUUACAGGUUAGGAAACCUGCCUUUCCUAGUCUCAUAAGAAAAAACAAGCGAGCAAAGAGACAGAUGCUAUAUAUUCCUCCUUCCUUGCAGAUUUCUUUCUUGCACUGUUGCAGAUUUUGAACUGAGAGGCAGGUGGGACUGCAUCUGGAGCAUGUGCAGAGCAUGGAGGCAGGGCUACCAGCCAAAGACUCUGUCUAGCUCUAGAAUGUCCUAGAUGCUCCAAAUUAUCAAGCGUGUAAUCUCAUGUGGGUUCACAAAGGACUACUCAAAGAGCUGCAGUUCCAGGUAAGCAACUUGUUCUUUGGAUGGACAUUAAAAGUAUUAUGUAAAAAUCUGUUCUACAUAUGUGCAUUGAAGGCCUUUGUCUGCUUUUCUGCCACAUUCCCACUGAGAAUCCAUCCACUACAAUUCUAUCAUGAGCGCAAUUGCAUUAUUUAAAGCGACACUGCUAUUCUGAGUUCCUAACGUAUAGCCUUUUGUAAAUUCAGGUCAGGUUGAUUGAAUACUCUUCAUUUGUUAGAAUGUUCAGUGGGACAUUUACUCAAAUCUCCUGAUAGCUUUCCGGUUCAAACUAUUAGUGUGUUUGGGGUUUUUUUUCCUUAUCAAUAAAUUGUGUUUCACAUCUACAAAGGUA